CAGCCCAACCCCGCUCUAUUUCUUCCUCUCCACCCUCCUUCGUCUCCCGAGUCCCACAUCGCCGCCGCCGCCGUCCCCACAUACCAGCGACCUCGCUCCGGGCUCGGCCCUCUCCCCCACAGCAGCAGGUCAGGCGGCGGCCAGAUCCGCCACGGAGCUUCAGGAUCCGCGCCGUCGUCACGCGAAGGAGGCCGGCCGCUUCUCCCCGGUCGCUCGCGCGCCAGGAGUGGAGGAGGCGGCGGCCACUGCUUCCUUUCUCUGGCCGACGCCGCUCUUCCGCGUGAGGAGAGAGCUCGCUCCCGCUCGUCCGCUCCGACCCUAGCGUCCACGCGAUGGCGCCCGUCAACAAGGAGAACUUACACCUGGAGGAGGCAUUCGAAAACCUGAGAUAAAUCUUCGGGCCCAACAAGCAGGCUCCAGAGGAGGAGGUGCAUGUUCAACAAGGAUUGUUGCUCUUUCAGCCACCCAGCAUUAGAUUCAUCAUGCUAGCAUGCUGCUACGGACGAGAGUACUACUUAAAUCGAGAGAGUACUACGAACGUUCGCCUCAACAUGAGGAUUUGCUGGUGACCUGACUUGCUGGCGCCACAACGGAUGAUGAGUUGAUCGCCUAGGGUUGAAGAGGCGCCACCUGAUGAGGUGCGGCUGCUGUUUGGGUGGAGGCGUGGAGCGAUGUAGGUAGCUAUGGCCGAUCACCAGGCAUGAGGUAUGGAAGGGGAGGACGAGACCUCGAUGGUGGAGGCGGCGCUGGGGCUGAGCCCUCAGAUCUUCAUCAAUGAGGUCCUCAACAUGGUCGACGAUGUCCGCUUCCAGGCUUUCGAGUACUGCCUCCAGGAAGGCGCCCCCGCGGCCGUCGGCGCCGCCACAGCGACCAAUAAGGCCGAGGAGCUGGAACGGGGAGUAAAUGCAAUUUGCAACUUGGUAACGGAUGUAUUGAACAAAAGAAUGAACAAUUGGGAGAUGUAUUGCCUUCGGAAAUGUUUAACUGUACCUGAAGGAUUUGUGGCGCCUGAAGAUGAUAAUUCUUCUUCAAUGGUGUUGCAUAAAGAUGGGAAUUCUGAUUCGGAACUGGAUGCAGAACUUAAUUUUUUGAGAAAAAAACUGGCAGAUGCUAACACGGAAUCUGAAGAACUUCAAAGAGAAAUUACUUCUUUGGAAAGGCAAGCUACAUACAAGAGUAGCCUUAAUUCCUCUAUCACUGAAGUACUGAAGUUGUAUGAAGACAAAUCUAUUCAGGAUAAUAUUGAAGCUAUUGUGAAGGCAAUACCGAAAUUGCACCAGAAAAUGAAGGUUAUGAAAAGGAAAAAGGUUGAGGCCAUGGUGGGUCAAAAUGUUUGGAACGUCGAUUGUCUUAGAGACCAGAAGCGUUUAGCGCCGGGUAAGGGUUCUAGUCCUAGCACCGAGGACAUUCAAGAGGUGAACGCGGCCGUGAAAGGCUUGCGGCAGGAGUAACUUGUGUUGUGAAUCUCGUCAAGCUAUCCUCUCGCUAGCUACCUGAACUGCAGAUUUUUCAGAAGACCUGCAUGUACAUGUAUGCAUGCAUGAUCAGCAGAGUCAUAAACAUAGGCAAUACUUGUUUGAUGGCAAGACUGUCUUGUCAUAGGUGCAUCAAUGAAAAAUAGAGCAUAUACUGAGGGAGGGCCCCCGGCGUAUUCUAACUUGUAUGAUUAGCAGAAGCUACAUCUGCAACCAAUUGACCCAGCAGGAGUUGAGCACACGAAGACCAAGCUCUUUCUUCAGCAACAGGCCGCUCGUUCCUCUAUAACUUCAACUGGGUAACACCCUGGUGCUUGUGCUUACCGUCGACAAUACCCUCGGGAACUGGCUUCUUCCUGCCACAGAUACGGCAGGCCUCCAGAAUUCUGCAAGGCCACUAUAGGGUUACUAACACUGUUGAGCACAACUUUUUGUUGCAAAAAUAAAAUAAAAUCCAAUGCUCAUUUGAGCUGGGCUUUCGUCGUGGUUCAA
Molecule: messenger RNA, 1967 nt
Organism: Triticum aestivum (bread wheat)
Lineage: Eukaryota; Viridiplantae; Streptophyta; Magnoliopsida; Poales; Poaceae
Product: protein MIS12 homolog
Exons: 11
Coding region: 708-1451 (247 amino acids)
Biological process (GO): kinetochore assembly; mitotic cell cycle; mitotic sister chromatid segregation
Cellular component (GO): chromosome, centromeric region; nucleus; MIS12/MIND type complex
Source: RefSeq, a predicted model, not a curated record